UUCCCUUGUUAGUCUAAACUUCUCUCUUCUCUCUCUAUAACAACAAUGGCAAAAGAAGCAGAAACAACCAAGUUUUCUGUUUUCAUGUCUGAAGGAGAAGAAGAGUCGAAGAAAGAAAUAUUGGAAAUUGUAGAAGGAGAAGAAUCUGGGAAGGAAAUGAUGACAACCAUAGAUGAAAAAGAACUAGCAACCAAAAUAUUGCAAAUUCCAGAAGGAGAAAAAUUGAAAAAUGUUAUGCUCGAAGAGGGAGAAGAAUUGAAGAUUGAAAUGCUGAAAAUUGUGGAGGGAGAAGAAAUCAAGAAGGUUAUUCUAAAAUCUUCAGAUGGAGUCACCUUUGAGGUGGAACCUUCAAUAGUGAAGGAGAUGCAGACAAUACAAUCUUUAAUCAAUGCUGAAGGCACUGAUGCCUCCAUUACUAUUCCACUCCCCAACGUCACUAGUCGCAACCUCAAUCGAAUCAUUGAGUAUUGUUCGGAGCACUACCGUAAAACUGUGAACCUCAAGGAAUUCGAUGAGCGGUUCUUGAAGGCAUUGAGCCAUGACGAGUUGAAGGAAUUGCUCCUUGCUGCAAACUACCUCAACAUAAAGGCUCUAUCUGAUUUCUUGUGCAAAAGCAUUGCUGAUCUCAUCCAAAACAAGAACCCAGAGUUCAUAAGGAAAUUCUUCAACAUCGUCAAUGAUUUCACACCCGAGGAAGAAACCCAAAUCCGUGAAGCAAAUGCUUGGGCCUUUGAAGGCAUGGACGAUGAUUAAAUUGCAAGAAAGUCAUGUCAAAUUGCAUCAAGAGGAACAUCAAAAUGAUGAUGAUGCUGAUAUUGAGGGUUAGGUCUUAGCGUAUUUAUGGAUAAAGCUUUGAUAAGAGGUGGCAUCAAAGUUCAUAGCUUAGGAUUUGAUAUGUUGUUUACUUGGCUUAUUUCAUUUUGCUUAGAAAAGAUAUUAGUCCUUGGAUUCGUCUAUUAUUUUUAGACGACCACUUGGGUCAAGUCAUUAUUUUAGAGAUAUUUAUGUUUUGAAUUUGUUAUGU
Molecule: messenger RNA, 1024 nt
Organism: Cajanus cajan (pigeon pea)
Lineage: Eukaryota; Viridiplantae; Streptophyta; Magnoliopsida; Fabales; Fabaceae
Source: RefSeq, a predicted model, not a curated record